Messenger RNA from Epinephelus moara (kelp grouper), 7457 nucleotides. Its product is annotated as synaptopodin. Gene Ontology annotation, molecular function: actin binding. Gene Ontology annotation, cellular component: Z disc; actin cytoskeleton; nucleus. The transcript is spliced from 4 exons. Bases 1309 to 4854 code for a protein of 1181 amino acids. NCBI's taxonomy places the organism in Eukaryota, Metazoa, Chordata, Actinopteri, Perciformes, Serranidae. The record is from RefSeq and is a predicted model, not a curated record. Gene Ontology annotation, biological process: positive regulation of actin filament bundle assembly.
GUACAGGUGAGCAGCAUGACUAAACCAACACACACCAAACAGGAAGGAGUACAGAAUCGUGGAGUUUUAUCUGGCGCUGUGAAACUGUGAUUGCUGCAGACUUUGUCACCUGCAGCCCAUUAUAUUUAUCUGUGCGGGGUGGUUCUGGACAAAUAAUGGACAUGGAGAGAAAUUAGACAAAGUACAGCGACCUUCCAUCCUUUUAUUUGCAGCUGAAACAAACAGUUUUUUACAGACUGGCUGAACAAUCAGAACACAGACAUCAAAAUCUUUUCUACAAGGAGCAAAACAAACAAACUGUAACUCCGAAUGGUGGAGCUGCCAACCACAGAAUUACUGUAUUCAUGACCAAUUCUUGGUUCUGGUGUGCUGAUGUAUUUGAGUAAUAAUCAAAACUACCACCAGAAGAAAUAAGAACUUUCCUUCUCAAUUGUGGUUUUGUGAAUAAACAAAGGAAUGAAAUUGAUUAUCCUGCCUUCAGAGGCCGUGUCUGGCUUUAAUGUAAAAGAAAAAACACAGAACUCCGGAAUAAAGCAACUUUAAUUGAAUGCAUUGGAGCUCUGAAUACAAACCAGUCCCUGGAAUGACCUUUCCAGAGUGAUAUGUUAUUACUCACAUGCACCUAACAGCAGGAAGCUGCCAUAUACACAGUUCCCCUUCACGUCACUGUAGAGUUAUGAUCUCCAAGAUAAAGGGCAGAUCCUUUUCUCCGAAAGAAAAAUAAUCUGCGGGCUGGAGAUUGGGAUGCAGACGAAAAGCAUGUUUUGGUGACCAAAAUAGCAGAGGAGGAAGAGCAACGUCUGGGAAAAGAGAAAAAGGAGUAUUAGAGAGAUGCGAAUAGGGAAGACUGGACUGUUUCUCAGCCCCCUUUGCCAGAUUUGCAACAGAGCACAACAAACUUGUGCAAUUUUCGUGGCAGUUGUCCAUGGGAACUCAUCCAAGGCACAUCGGAUUUGACCCUCCUGGGAGGUCCUAUUAGACAGAGAAUAAUACUUCAUGAAGACCAAAGUAAAGCGCACUUCUUCUGUCAAAUUUCGGCUGAAUACAGGACAACAUUUGGAAGGAUUACUGUUGAAAGGGAAGCCACAACCGGAAGCAGGAACCUGGAAAGCUGAGCUACUCCUUUCCUUGUCCAUUUUUGUGUGUUGUCUUGUAUUCCUAAACUUAUUCACUGCCUGCCAGUAAGGACUAAAACUUCCAUCUUCCAACUGGACCAACGAUUGAGCUGCCUGGAACGAAGCACUCACAUAUCCCCCUGCAGAGGGCUUUUGUUUCUGCUGCAGCAGAAGCAUUUCACCGUGGGUAGCGAUGGAGAUGGAGAAGGGACAUACAUCUAUCAGGAGAGGAGUGAGCUGGAGCCCAGGAGGAUUGAGAAAACCUCUACAGGCAACGCAAAACAUGCAUACCCCUGGGACAGAAUGCAAUGCAUCAUGGGAGACGACAGGAUUCAACAAAGAACAGAUGAGCCGGAAAACAAAUCUGACCAGGAGCGCCAGUUUAUCAGAGAAGGAGCUAAAGGAGGCUCGUGUCAGGAGUCAGAUCAUCGCUGCUCAGCUCACAGUCCCUUCCAACUCCAGCUCCAGAGGCGUGCAGCUCUUCAACCGGCGCAAGCAGAGAGUCAACGCCUUCACGCUUGAAAGCUGUGGAGAGGGGUCAGAGGAGGACAGAGCUGAGAAUGUGAAAACAGAACCCUCAUCUAACAAACUAACAUGGGCAGAGAGGAGCACUGAGGAAAAGGAUAGAGUCCUGAACUUUAAGAAUAGCGUUAGCAAGCCCCUUUUGUCACCACCUGGGACACAUUCAGUAGGUGAUAUCAUGGAGGAGCCAAGUAAGGAUUUCCACAAGGAAGAGGACAUGGAAGACAGUGUUAUCCAAGAGAGACAUUUCCUUCCUGUCAAGGAAGAGCAGGAGGAAGAGGAGGAGGCAAGAGAUAAAAUCCACGAGGAGCUUGAGGACAAAAACAAGGAUGAGAUUCCCCCUGGAAGUAAUAAAACUGGCCCAGUUCUGAUGGGGCAUGUUGAGGGGCAGGCAGAGAUAAAUGGGGGCCAGACAGGGCCAGUUCCCCCUGGAAAGCUUCAUAAUGGCUGCCACAGUACUUCUGGACCUGAGCGGGUGUCUGCGCCCACAACCAAACAGACAAGCACCAUCAUUAAUCGGACUGCCAGGCCCUUUUUUUCACCGCUGACAGUGCAGUCUCCAGAGGCAGCCAGCCCUGUCACAGAGAUCCCCCCUCCUCCUUCUUACGCCACUCCUCCUCUUCCUUCUUUCACUGCUCCCCAACCUUCGGCGUUCUCACCACCCCCUCCUCCUCCGUCAUACCCCACACCUCCUUUACCAGCCUUUACAAACCAACCUCCGCAGACCUACUACUCCAGUCCACCUCCGAUGUCUCCUGUCAUGUCCCCUCCACCAUCCCAGUACCCUAUGCCUUCUGUAUCUCAGUACCCACCCAUGCCCCAUUACGGCCCUCCCACAGCCCCAAAGCCCUCCACCUUCGUUCCUCAGCCUGCUGGAGAGAGGAAGCCGAUAAUACAAAUUAAAACAGGAAUACUGGAGGAGGGUGCUGCUAGAAGGGGAAGUAGGAAGUCAAUGUUCACAUUCAAAGAGAAGACAGUGGUAGCUCCGAACCCUGAGCUGCUCUCCUUGGUGCAGGGGGCGGAUGAAAGGAAGAAACAUGGACAAAGAUCUGUGCCUGAGCCAGCAUCUGAAGAAGAGUUAUUGGCGCUAGGUGCAGAGGCCUCCAACUUUCUUGCCAAGGAGGAGGAAAGGGCCGAGGAGGCAAUAGCACCAGAGUGGGCCUCCUGCCUCAAGACCUCCAGGACCCGUCCGAGGGCAGAGCACAGGCCGGAGCAGACCCUCACCAAUGUAUCAGGAAAGGGGGCUGAACUGUUUGCCAAGCGUCAGUCCAGGAUGGAGAAAUAUGUCAUUGAGAAGCAAAAUGCAGGACAAAGGAGGUCUCCUUCUCCUACAAUGUCGCUGCCACCAUCUUGGGUGUACCCAUCAAACAUGCCCGGCAGGGUCAAAGCCAUGGCUAAAAACUCUGACAUGAGCGCUCAAGUUUCACAAAACGUAAAGGCCCAACAAGCAGUCAAGCAAAAACCAAGGCAAAGAGCUCCAGCGCCAGAGCCAAUUCCAGAACCUCCUCCUCUAGAAAAUGGCUGCUCCAAGAUAGAGAUGGACUUGUCAAGGCACCGGCCCUACCAGCUUUCAUCUUCCCUCUUCAUCCUUAACCCAGUCAAGGACCCCAUGAGUACCCUACCCAAAGGAGCGCCACAGUCCCAGAACCUGAUAUCUACCCAGCCUUUCUCUCGACAGACCUCCUUACCUAAUAACCCUCCUUCUCACUUCAGUGCCCAAUGUAUGUCUCCACAGCUGCCCCUCAGCCCCACAGGAGGAGGAGCAGAAUAUCCACCAAAUCCAGCGUAUGGGCAGCCAAGGAUCAGCUCUCCGGCCUUUUCUCCAGAGCGAGUAUCCUCUCCUCGGUCAGGGAUCCAGGCACCGAGGCCCAAAUUUUCUGCCAAGAAUGCAGGGAUUACACCGCAGACACCAAAGGAUUCCUCACCAGCUGAAACCCCCACUGAGACUCCUACGCCAACCUGGACGCCCAGCCUCACCAGACGUUUCAGCAGCCCAGAGGGCCCCACUGGGGCCUGGACUCCCAGCCUCCAAAGUAAUCGGCCCUCCACCACCAUCUCCAGUCGCUCCGUUACUUCCCCUGUAUCCUCUCCCAGGGGCACAAGAUGCCAAUCCCCUAUGGCCAGUCAGAAUAUCCAGUUUUCCACUGCUACCUCCACUGCAGCAUCCAGACCCCCCCAAACAUCAGCCGCAUCUCGACGCUCUCCGUGGGGUUCAAGAUGUCAGUCCCCAGUGGUGAGCCAGAAUACUCAGUCCUCCAGCAUCUCCUCCACACCUGGUUUCAGACAAUCCCAAACUUCUACAGCUACUUCUCCGCUUUCUCCUCCUUGGGGUUCAAGAUCUCAGUCCCCAAUGGUGAGCCAGAAUACUCAGUCUUCCAGCAUCUCCUCCACACCUGGUUUCAGACCAUCCCAAACUUCUACGACUACUUCUCCUCCUUGGAGUUCAAGAUGCCAGUCCCCAAUGGUAAGCCAACAUACUCAGUCUUCCACUGUCACCUCCACGUCAACACCCCGACCCUCCCAGACAUCUACAGCCACAUCCCCUCGCUCUCCUUGGGGAUCAAGAUGCCAGUCCCCUAUGGUGAGCCAAAAUACCCAGUCUUCCACCAUCUCCUUUGUUCCCUCAUCCAGACCAUCCCAAACAUCCACAGUCACAUCUCCUGUCUCUCCUCCCUGGGGCUCACGUUCCCAGUCUCCUGCACUCUCUCAUACCAGUUUGUCCUUCUCCACCACUAAACCUCUGUACACAUCUUCUGCCACCUCACCCCCACCCAAAGACAGUCGCUGCAUGUCCCCCAUUAUUAACAACCCAGACUCUAAAGCCAACCAUCGUCUGCUGGCCAAGAACAUCAUCAAUGCAGCCAAACGUAAAAACAGCCCCUCCCCUGGAGCACUGAGCGGUCACAGCCUCCCCAUCUCACCUCUGGGAAAUUCCCACCAUGGCUAUGACUGUCACAAACCACCCAUCAGCCCUUUCCAGUCACGGGCAUUUGGGGCCCAGUCCCCUACCUUCACCAGCCCUCCCCAAACCCCCACACAGAGGAUCUGCUCUCCUGUGAGGCUCUACAACACUCGGUCUCUCACCGACUCUGAUGCCUCUGUUGAGUCUGAAGACUCAGGCCUCCGAUCGCCUGGCCUGCACUCCUACAACACCUGCCCCCGCGGCUGGGGAGGUAGCCUGAGGGUGAAGCGAAGCACCGUCUCCACUGACCUGUGAGGGUGUUUCUGGAAGGCAGUCAAAGCAUGAAUUCCGCUUUCAUAGACUUUUUGGGGCAUUGGAUCAACCAGUAAGAGUUUCUGAUGGUAUUUCAUCAGACUAAUAGAAGAUACCUUUCUGUAACUUUGAUUACCGAUCUUGGACAAUGGUAAAUGUUGUAUUAAGGUAGAAUUAGUAUUUUAUAUGACUCACAUUCAUAGUAUGGACUGACAAGAACAAGCUUUUUACCUAAUGCAGUUGCUGUGGCUUGUACGCUUCUUACAUACCAAAAAGACUCAAAAUACAGUAACCAAAGAUAUUUGAAUUCACUUCAGUUAAUGUUAUACUUUCUACGCCUUCACAACAAACUCACAUUCACAGACACUUUUCCAGUUAGAUAACAUUUAAGUUAAUUGUUUUUGAAAUGUUAUUAAUGAAUUAUCAAUAUGUUUGCUUGUCUGAUGCAAGUCAAAAUGGGAAGAGACUUAAAACAUUUUAAAGGGACACUUCACCCCAUAAUCAAAAAUACAUUUUUUUCGUCUUGCCUGUAGUGCUGUUUAUCAGUCUAGAUUGCCUUGGUGUGAGUUGCAGAGUGUUGGAGAUAUCGGCCAUAGAGAUGUCUACUUUCUCUUGAAUACAAUGGAACUAGAUGGCACUCAGUUUGUGGUGCUCAAAGCACCAGAAAAAUCCUACCUUUUCAUAUAUGGACACGUUCAUUAAAUAAGCAUUCAACCCCACAUUUCAACCUCAUAAAGACCAGCACACAGAGCGAUUAUUACCCUGACUUUGGCCUCAGCAGACGAGUCAUAUAUUCACACAAGUCUGUGAACUCGCCACGGGAAGGCCACACCAACACUACUGCUAAUUUGUGACAGUCAUGCUAGCCACCUGCUUGCAUUCAUCUAGCGUGCAUCUACUCAUGAAUGAGAGGCUCGUGCUGGUGACAGCAUGAGUUGUAAACAGUUAAGGAGAAAGUAAAUACUUCCCACAUGAAACUGCUCACAACAAGGUCUGUGGAUUAUCUUGAGUGACCGGGUCGUUAUUUCUGUGAAGUGACAUUGCUGUUGAGCUUUUCAAAUGUAUGUUUUUAGCGCCUUGAGCACCACAAGCUGAGUGCCAUUAAGAUCCAUUAUAUUCUAGAGGGGUCAGACAUCUCCAACACUCGACAACUCACUCUGAAACAAUCUAAUUUAAUUAAUAGCACUACAGGUAAGAGGAAAAACAUUUAUUUUUUGAUUUAAGAGUGAUCUGUCCCUUUAAGGUACAGAAGGGACACAAAAAAUGAGUCAUGUAAAUAUAUAGCUCAUUGGACUGUACAGUAAAGGAUCAAAUUAAACUAUACAGCGAAUAAUGCCUUAGAUUAGUUGGGUAAAAUGAUUUUCCAUUUUAACGUUUUCCCAUGACAAAGAUACAGUGUUAGCUGGGACACAUGCUGUUCACUUUAUCAUGCAUGUUCACAGUGCUCACCACAGUUUAUUAUCCAUUUUAAUCAACAGGAAAUAAAUCAUAUGCAUAAUUAUCGCAGUGCAAUAAUCAAUUUAACGCAGCGUAUGUUAUGUAUGUUAUAUGUUGCUUCAUGUACUGCAUUUGCUAAAAUGAAUGUAAGCUUUACAGAGAGAUUGAUGGAGAAUGAUGAGGAGAUGCAGAGUUAUGUGGAGGUUAGAUGGGGCAUUGACGCACCUGAUUAAUCAAACACUGUUUCCAUGAUUCAGGAGAAAAAGACUCAUAGGUUUUUUGUUUUGUUUAAACCAGGGGUGAUAAAACUUAUUUUAGCCCAUGAGCCACAUACAUCUUGAUUUGAUCUCAAGUGGGCUGGACCAGUAGAACUAUUGCAUAAUAACCUAUAAAUAACAACCCCUCCACGUUUCUAAGUUUUUCCAUAUUCAGUGAGUCUAAUACUCACAGUCAUUUUUCCGUACAUUUCCACUCCUGUGUAGUAAUGCAGGCAUCACCAACCAGCAUUAAGUGGAAGCUAUUGAGGAAGCAAUUAACUUAUCCCCUGCCUUGCAAACCAUUUUCAAAUCAAAUGAUUUGGCAGUGCCUUAGCAAUAGGCUUCCACCAAUACUGUUUUCAGAUAGAAGUCUGAUACAGAUUUUUUUGUACUGAAGCUGCUAGUUGCCAAUAUUUUGCACAAUGUUCAGUAUCUUUAAAUAGGACCACAAUAAGUAUUUGUUUUUUCAGAGAACUGUAUUCUGGUCAUGGCGGAAAACUGCACGAAGUAGGCUACUUAUUGUUUAACACAUCUUAGCCUUCACAAGUGCAUCAAUAUUAGGUGUGCAAAGUCAUCCAGUGGGCCAGAUUGGACUCUUUGAUGGGCCGAUUCUAGCCCAGAGGCUGUAUGUUUGACACCCCUGGUUUAGACAUCGAUGACUACAAAUUCAGUGAACAAAUAUUAGCUAUCAACAUGUAAUGGCAUAUUGAUUGUAAUAUUCAUAUUGAAGACCAAUGUUUGUAUGCCUGAGUUUUUUUGUGGACCACCUGUUAUGUCUUUCAUGAGGAACAAUUAACGUUUUGUGCCUGUACUUAUUGUACAAAGUGCCUGUUUGGAUGAGGUUUAGGAGCAAAUGCGUACGUCAGAGAAGGUACAACUAAAUGUUGUUAAACGUUCAUGGGAAAAAAGGUG